GUGGGCGGGCUCAAGCUGAGUUUCACUUCCCGCCACUGCUGCCAGCAGCCGGAACCAGCCAGAACGUGGGCCCAGAGUCUGCUGCUGCCUGCUAAUUGGUUCAGCGGCAGGUACCUGCCUCACCAUGGGCUCCCAGACCCUACCCUCAGGUCCCAUGCAGACCCUCAUCUUCCUGGACCUGGAGGCCACUGGCCUACCCUUUUCCCAGCCAAGAGUCACGGAGCUGUGCCUGCUGGCUAUUCACAGAUGUGCCUUGGAGAGCCCUCCUACCCGUCAGGGGCCACCUCCCACUGUGCCCCUGCCACCCCGUGUGGUGGACAAGCUCUCCCUGUGUGUGGCUCCAGGGAAGGCCUGUAGCCCUGCGGCCAGCGAGAUCACAGGACUGAGCACAGCUAUGCUAGCAGCACACGGGCGUCAACACUUCAAUGCUGACCUGGCCAACAUGCUCCAAGCCUUCCUGCAGCGCCAACCACAGCCCUGGUGCCUGGUGGCACACAAUGGUAACCGCUAUGACUUCCCCCUACUCCAAGCGGAGCUGGCUUUUCUGGGCCUUACCAGCGCUCUGGAUGGUGCCUUCUGUGUGGACAGCAUUGCCGCCCUGAAGGCCCUGGAGAAGGCUGGCAGCCCCUCAGAGCACGGCGAAAGGAAGAGCUACAGCCUAAGCAGCAUCUAUACACGCCUGUAUGGGCAGGCCCCACCAGACUCACACACGGCCGAGGGUGAUGUACUAGCUCUGCUCAGCAUCUGUCAGUGGAGGCCACAGGCCCUGCUGAAGUGGGUGGAUGCUCAUGCCAAGCCCUUCAGCACCGUGCAGCCCAUGUAUGGGGUGCUAGCCUCAGCCAAAACCAUCCCAAGGCAAUAUGCUGCUGUAACCUCUGCACCCCUGACCACAGCCAGGGACUCCAGUCCCAGUUCUGGCAACAGCAGGAGGCCCAAUGCCUUUCCUCCAAAGGAGGGCCCUGGACCCCCACCUAGGGAGAGUCUGCUGGCCCCACUGAGCCUGCUGGCCUUUCUGACCUUGGCACUAGCUACGCUGUAUGGAUUGUUCCUGGCCACACCUGAGUAGCAGGUCAAGAAGGAAAGUCUGACUAAUAAAGACCCCUCAUAGCAUUAUUAUCACAGCGUACUUGCCUCCUACUUUUUUCGGCAACCUUGGAGCUUCCUGGUCCUCUACCCACACUCAGGGACCUGGGGAGGGGAGGGUGGUACAGUGUUUGUCCCUCAUCCUUCCUGGCAGGUUGUUCAGACUUCUGGCCCCAAUAAAAGUAGGAAAAACACAGGCAUCCAAUGGGUGGAAGUGGUACCUAGCUUAACACUCAGCCCCAGCAGUCAAGGUUAUAAAGAGGAGGAGCAGCAAUUGCAAAUGUUUGCAUUUAUUAUAAACAAGGGUGUUUAUAAACACUAGACUCUCGGAACAUAUCAACAGAUACAAAGCUAAGACCGAUCUAGUGAGAACAGAGGGGCAGGGAACACCGAGGUAUUCGAGUCUGGGCCAGAGCAGCCACCUAGAGGCCCCUCCACCUUUGGUCACGAUGAUCCCUUGGCCCAGUGUCCUGCUGCUAGGAUGAACGAGACUGGGGGACAGGAGCUGGAUACAGUGUGAGGCUGGUGUUGGUGGAAAACGGACUAUCAGAAGUCAGACAGUCCCUCUUCUGUGGGCCAGUCUCCAUCCAGGACCUAGGGAUUUCAGUCCCUCAGCAUAUCACACAUAUUUUGAAACAGAAGACAAUAAAAAUGUUUGGCUAAGAGUGAAACACAAUACUGCAGGGAGGACACCUGAGUGUAGGUGGACAGGAGCCCCUGCCCGCCCUGUGAUGGAACUGGGGCCAGCCAGGGCAGCCAGAACCAUGAGUGAAUGUGGCCCUCCAGGGGGUCCCAUGGAGGAUGCAGGACAGUCCAAGCAGACAGCUAUCAGGGGUAGACAGGACUCUGCCUAAGGUUCUGAUACCAGGAAGCCCCAUCCUCCGCAGGGCAUGGCACAAGCC
Molecule: messenger RNA, 1985 nt
Organism: Talpa occidentalis (Iberian mole)
Lineage: Eukaryota; Metazoa; Chordata; Mammalia; Eulipotyphla; Talpidae
Gene: TREX1
Product: three prime repair exonuclease 1
Exons: 2
Coding region: 125-1066 (313 amino acids)
Biological process (GO): DNA catabolic process
Cellular component (GO): cytoplasm
Molecular function (GO): nucleic acid binding; 3'-5'-DNA exonuclease activity
Source: RefSeq, a predicted model, not a curated record